Penaeus vannamei (Pacific white shrimp) is the source of this 2715-nucleotide messenger RNA. Lineage: Eukaryota; Metazoa; Arthropoda; Malacostraca; Decapoda; Penaeidae. The record is from RefSeq and is a predicted model, not a curated record.
CUGACUUCAGGAGAUAUUGCCAAGAGGAUAGCAGGACUCGAGCUUAGCAGGGAUGUCUUGGACGCUGUCCCUGAUUCUUGGCAAAGCAUCGCUGUCGAGAAAACUGAACUCGGUCUCGACACUUUAUCGGACUAUUUUCUAAAGCCUGCAACUUCUAGAAAAUUUAAAGGAAUAGCUAAAGAAAUUGUAAAAAAAGUUACUAAAUUUCUGCCCUCAUUCAUAAAAGCCCUGGGUACAGCUUCAGCCAUAUUUGGGUUCAUUUCUGUUUUCUUUUACCCAAGCGUGGAGGACAUACUGAAGGAAGAAUUCAAUACUGUCAAUCAGAAGCUCGAUGCCUUGUCAUUGAAAAUGGAUAACGUAAGAGAGGAACUAGAGUCUAGCAUGGAAUUCCAGACUUGGUUCACAUCUUACAAUGACUAUAAAAAUUCCAUCGAAAACGUAGACAUGAAACUGAAGAGUACACUCUCUCAGAUCACAGAUGCUAUAGAGAUCAAAGACAAACUCAAGGUGGCCAAAGAAUUUCUAGAUUACUACAGGACUCAAGACGUCGAAGGGGCACUGAACAACAUCUUUCGCCUGACUGCCACUAGAGGUACGCCCACAAAACCGAACCUUUUCAAAUUAUACAUCAGACAGUAUGACUGCAACGUAACAGGCCUGUCGCAUCUCAUGCUAGUCAUCAUGAGCUUAGUGUUCACUGGAACACAACUGAUGUAUGCAUACUCGUUCUUUAGGAACAAUAACCUGAAUCAACUAGAAGAACAGGUAGAAGCUGUAUAUGAACAAUUUUACAACGUUCGGCGGCAAUAUGAGGAUCAAGUCCUCCAUUGCUAUAAGACUGCCAUUGUGAGAGCUGAUAGGAAAGCUCGGGAUAUCCUGAUUGAUAAUCCUAAACUCACAGGUGCACCGUUAACAGCCAAAAUACAGCUGGAAAUAUCUGAGCUUGUCCCUUGGUAUAACUGGACUGUAGUACAGUACAGCGAAAUUGGAAGCAUCUCACUGAGUAAGAGGCAUUGUGCUGUGGAAUCUAGAGGCAAACAGAUCUUCACAGUCAAACGUGGAGAACGUAAAGUACUCGUUUUGUGGGAGGAUCGAGGAAAUCGAGAAUGCUAUGAUGCUGACAAGGCGAAUACUUUUGUUCCGUUUAAGUUAUGUGACGGAUGCAACAAUACGGUCUUUCAGGGUUCCGAGAAAACUCUGAAUGGAAAAAGUUGCCCCAACUAUCUUACAGAAACAGUCCAGGAAACAGAGAGGUCUUGCGGGUCUGACUCUUCCACUUCCGAAGUGAAUGGCCUAAUCAACAGUAACAAGUACUCCUUUGUUGCCGGAGGCUUCAGCAGUGACCAGCAUCCCUGUCGAACACACGGAGAUGAGAUGUGUGGCGGUCAUGGGUCCUGCCAAUCCAUUCCCUACAGUGACGACUAUAUGUGUUUCUGUUCCUCCCAUUUUUGGGGUGAAAGCUGUGAGACUUGGUACAACCCCUCUUAUUCUGUGAAUGUAACUGACAUAAUGGUAAGCAUGAGAGAAUCUUUUGGCAUCUCCAUUGGAGUGCCCGAUGUUGUUGAUGUGUAUCUCGAAAUCCAGAAGUUCCCUAGUCAGCUCCGAGAAAUGCAGACAAGCAUGGCGGCCUCAUUUGAAGUUAACAAUCACCUUACUCUCUAUGGGGAUCCUUUCACCAAAGCAGAACGAGUUGCAGACCUGUACCAUCAACUCCUGAGUGGAAAUACGACUGAGAACACCUUUGGCGAGAAACUUGAACGGCUUAAUCUUAAUUUCGAUUUCAUUUUCUGGAACCUGAAGAAAAUGAUUUAUGGUGACGGGAUCUUAACCUCAGAUGAUUUGAUGAAUUCAUUUAAGAAAUCACAGACGCCUGCAGCUUGCACAGAGAGUUAUGGUGUAAAGAUUUCUAGGUUCAUGAAAAAUAUUUUGACUUUGGACGAAGAAGUUACUGAAGCUCAGCUGAGAUUCCUAAACUGGAAGCGUAGUCGCCAAGACUCUUCAAAUAGCCUGGAAACCUUAGAGCAAAUGAACAGAGUUAAAGACACGGCAGUCAAUCGUCAGCAAGGCUACGUUCGUCACUGGGAGGUUACUUCUUGUCCACAGCUGCACGCCGAAGACUUGGUCGAAAACCACUGCAGCCAGUCCCUCUCAUACGAGGGCCUGAACCUCACGCUCCACUGCCGGAAUAACAAGAAGCCGACGGUUGCGUCCGUGAGAUGUCAGAAGGAGAGCGGCAAGCUCACUUGGAGCUCCAAGCCCAGCUGCGAGUACGUCUGGGGCCCUUGGAGCGCCUGGUCGACCUGCAGCGCAACCUGCGGUGAAGGCCAGAGGAGCAGGACGCGCCAGAAACCCAGUGGAGAGAUCGACACUCAAACCAAGCAGUGUGAAGAACAGGAAUGUUGCCAAAGAAGGGACGGCAAGUUCCGGUGCCGGAAUGAGCGGUGCAUCUCGGCUGAGUCCAAGUGCAACGGCCACGACGACUGCGGCGACGGCAGCGACGAGAGCAGCUGCCCCACGACCACGACCACGACCACGGCCCCGCACCCCGAAAUUACAGAAGAAUAUCUCAGACAGCUUUACGCUUAUGCCUAUUCUAUUCCUAAUUUUGUGUAGGUGCAUAAACCAAUGUGGAUAUUCACCCUAUAUGAAUUUAUGAAUGGAUAUGCCUAUGUCCUAUUGACAUUUUGAGAGAGAGAGAAAGUAAGAGCGAGCAAG